ACUGCCUCUGGGGAGGAAACGGAGCUGCAAACUCAGUCCUGCUCUGCUGUACAGGGUGCAGGGCAGAGAGAGAGCCAAUCACCGAGACGCACGGGCUCCCUUUAAGCUUGACAUAUCACCAACAGGAACAAAUUGUCCCAACAAUCAACAUCCCCAAUCUGCUGCGCGCAUCAGUGGCUGGAAGCGGAGUGUAGACACGGCCUGCGCUGCGCCGACGGAUUGCAACACAGAAAACACACGACUGUCAUCGGCUUGGAUACCGACAUUUUGCGAGGAGGAGUGAGUCCGGAGACCAUGUCUAUACUGCCGUCAUUCGGGUUUACGCAGGAGCAAGUUGCGUGCGUCUGCGAGGUGCUGCAGCAGGGAGGAAACCUGGAGAGGCUCGGCCGCUUUCUGUGGUCUCUGCCCGCCUGCGACCACCUCCACAAGAACGAAAGCGUCCUCAAAGCCAAAGCGGUGGUAGCCUUCCACCGGGGGAACUUCAGGGAGCUCUACAAGAUACUGGAGAGUCAUCAGUUCUCUCCUCACAACCACCCCAAGCUGCAGCAGUUGUGGCUGAAGGCGCACUACGUGGAGGCGGAGAAACUGCGCGGUCGGCCGCUCGGAGCUGUGGGGAAGUACAGGGUGCGCAGGAAAUUCCCUCUGCCGCGCACGAUAUGGGACGGCGAGGAGACCAGCUACUGCUUUAAAGAGAAGUCCAGGGGCGUCCUGAGAGAGUGGUACACGCACAACCCGUAUCCGUCCCCGCGAGAAAAGAGAGAGUUGGCCGAGGCCACGGGACUGACCACCACGCAGGUCAGCAACUGGUUCAAGAACAGACGGCAGAGAGACAGAGCCGCAGAGGCCAAAGAGAGAGAGAACAGUGAAAACAACAACGCAGGCGGUAACAAACAGAACCAGCUGUCGCCUCUCGACGGAGGAAAGUCUCUCAUGUCCAGCUCGGAGGACGAGUUUUCUCCACCUCAAAGUCCGGACCAGAACUCAGCGCUUUUGCUUCAGAGCAACAUGAGCCACCCCGGGGCCUCCGCGUACAGCAUGCCGGGCCUGGGGGCCCCACAGCCGGUGCACGGCAUGCACGGACACCCGCACCAACUGCAGGACUCCUUGUUGGGACCUCUAACCUCCAGUCUUGUGGAUCUAGGCUCUUAAGGGGCCGCCAGAUUCCGCUGUUUUGCAAAAGAAGUAGAAAAAAAUGGACUGAUACACCUAUCAGAUUGUAUGAAAUAAUAGUAGCUUACCUUAUAAUAUAGACUGACUUAUCUGUCGUUAAAUUUGGUUAGGAAAAUAAUAAUAAUAAUAAUGCGCUUAUUUCCCCUUACAGGAGGUCUUCUGAUCUCACAACCAGGACCUGAACGCAACGAAACACUUAAACUGGAACUGCCCGUUUGCUUAAUUUAUAUUUUGUUAAAACACAAAAAGGAUGAUAUUAGCAUUUCCUGCAAUGGAAACUAACAUUUUGAUUAGGGUAAUUAGUUUCCAAUAAAACAAAAGUAAUACA
This is a messenger RNA of Thalassophryne amazonica, 1498 nucleotides long. It is a transcript of the gene six1a, whose product is annotated as SIX homeobox 1a. Gene Ontology annotation, cellular component: nucleus; transcription regulator complex. The transcript has 2 exons. Lineage: Eukaryota; Metazoa; Chordata; Actinopteri; Batrachoidiformes; Batrachoididae. Gene Ontology annotation, molecular function: RNA polymerase II cis-regulatory region sequence-specific DNA binding; DNA-binding transcription factor activity, RNA polymerase II-specific. Bases 295 to 1149 code for a protein of 284 amino acids. The record is from RefSeq and is a predicted model, not a curated record. Gene Ontology annotation, biological process: regulation of transcription by RNA polymerase II.